Molecule: messenger RNA, 1685 nt
Organism: Papaver somniferum (opium poppy)
Lineage: Eukaryota; Viridiplantae; Streptophyta; Magnoliopsida; Ranunculales; Papaveraceae
Product: gibberellin 20 oxidase 1-D-like
Exons: 3
Coding region: 276-1406 (376 amino acids)
Biological process (GO): unidimensional cell growth; gibberellin biosynthetic process; response to light stimulus
Molecular function (GO): gibberellin 20-oxidase activity
Source: RefSeq, a predicted model, not a curated record
AGCACAGCACAAAAAACACUAGAGAGUGAAUCGCACAAGAUUCCAAGUUUUGUUCACCGACUUCACCAAUGAACGCCCUUGGCUUUUCUCUUCUGACUACUCAUUUCUUACUUAUUUGAAUCUCUCUUUAUUCGAAUGCUUCAUUCCAUUAUCAAAAACACAAGCAAACUCUAUUCUUAUCACUACUCUCUACACUCUAGAUAUCUCUCUCUGUUUCAAUUCAAACUUUCAUAGUUUAAACCUUCACUCUGUUUUGUUGUACUCUGUUUCAAACAAUGGCGAUUGAUUGCAUUGCAAAAGCAUCACAAAUAGGAUCACUAGAUGAGAAAAAAUCACCAUUAGUGUUUGAUGCAUCAGUAUUCCAAAAAGAAAAAAACAUACCCACACAAUUUUUAUGGCCAGACAAUGAGAAACCAUGUCCAAAUGCACCAGAACUUCCUGUUCCUUUGAUUGAUAUUGGUGGGUUUUUAUCGGGAGAUCCUAACGCUGCAAUAGAAGCUUCAAAAUUAAUAGGCGAAGCUUGUGAAAAACAUGGGUUUUUUCUCGUUGUCAAUCACGGAAUUGAUUUCAAACUUAUUCAAGAUGCUCAUGUUUUCAUGAAUAAUUUCUUUGAUUUACCAUUGAUUGAGAAACAAAAAGCUCAAAGAAACCCAGGUGAACACUGUGGUUAUUCAAGCAGUUUCACUGGUAGAUUCUCUACUAAACUCCCAUGGAAAGAAACUCUCUCAAUGCGCUUUACUCCUCAAGAACAAGAGAAUCAUAAGAUGGUUCAAGAUUACAUACUUCAGAAAAUGGGUGAUAGUUUUUGCGAUUUCGGGAAAGUUUAUCAAGAUUACUGUGAUUCAAUGAAUAAACUGUCAUUAGGGAUAAUGGAGUUAUUAGGAAUCAGUCUUGGAGUCGGUAAAAAUUAUUACAAGGAGUUCUUUCAAGGAAAUGAUUCCAUAAUGAGACUUAAUUACUAUCCAAUUUGUCAGAAACCUGAACUCACUUUAGGAACCGGUCCUCAUUGUGAUCCAACUUCUUUAACUAUUCUUCAUCAAGAUGAUGUUGGCGGUUUACAAGUGUUUGUUGAUAAUAAAUGGCGGUCUAUCACUCCCAAUACUCAAGCAUUUGUUGUCAAUAUCGGCGAUACCUUCAUGGCUUUAUCAAACGGGAGAUACAAGAGUUGUCUACACAGAGCAGUUGUAAACAGUGAAACACCAAGAAAAUCGCUGGCCUUUUUUCUAUGCCCUGACAAACAGAAAUUGGUGGUACCACCAAAAGAACUGAUCAACAAGGGAAGUCCAAGAAUGUACCCUGAUUUCACUUGGGAAACGUUUCUUGAAUUUACUCAGAAACACUACAGAUCUGAUGAAAAAACUCUUGAUGCUUUCACCAACUGGAUUCAACACAAAACCAACUGCUAAAUCUUUCUAUCUCUCCCUCUCAAUCUCCAUGUUUGUCCUUGGAACAAGUGUAUGGGAGGAGGGGCAAUUUAGGAAAAUGGAAUAUUAAUUAUAGAAAUAUAUGAUAUACAUAGAAGCUUUUGUUAUUAGUAACUAGGUGCUAGAGUUUAGUAGAAGAAGCUAAUGAGAUUUUUAGUUAAUUUUAUUUUAUAUCAGUGAUGGAAAAGCUAGCCCCAAAAGCACAUACGAAUUCAAUCAAUAAAAAGGCUUCAUUGAGCUCCUCUAAUGUUGUUACUUCAA